AUGGAGUUGAAAAACAUACUUGAGGAUCAAAUGGCUACCGCUUUGUGGUUCUUCAGGUUCCCACCACCAUGGAUGGCAGUUGUUGCUCCAUUUCUUAUAUUGAUGGGAUUAAUGGGCUUUGGGUUCUUCUCCAUCUUCCUAACAUCAAUGGUAUUGAUUCUGUCAAUUGUUUUCUUCACAUUUUGUAAGCAAAAACCUGUUCUGGUUGAGAAGUUAGUUGAAGAAAAGGUUCUCAUCAGGUGUGACCAAUCGUUCUCUCCUUGCUUGGAAGAUGCAUCAAGAACACAACAUAAUGAGGAAGAAACUGCUGCCUUACAAAAGAAGGAAGCUCAAGAAGAAGGUAUGAACCUUGUUCAUAAUUACUUAGGAGCAUCACCAUGUUCACCAGAUUUGAUAUCAGAAAGAGAAUGCCUUGAUCACUUGUCAACUAGUGAUGAAUCUGAAGUAGACUGGUCAUUUGGAGACAACGCGGUUCAGAGUCCGGAUUGCUCAGACGGUUCCAUCUCCGACGAGGAUAGCCUCAUCGAAAUAGCCCUGCCUGGCGGAUACUAUGUCGGUCAUAAGGAACAAGAGUCAAUCUUUAAUCUGCAGCAGAAAAGGCCAGGUUUGUCACACCAGUCCAUUUUCCAACAGCAUACUCUAUUGGAGCUCUUAGCUGAGAUCAAUGAGAUGAAUGAGGAAGAAAACUUGAUCGAAAUCGACUUGUCCAUGGGCUCUAUCAAGUGUUCAAGGUUUGAGAUUGAAGCUUGA
Molecule: messenger RNA, 750 nt
Organism: Prunus armeniaca (apricot)
Lineage: Eukaryota; Viridiplantae; Streptophyta; Magnoliopsida; Rosales; Rosaceae
Source: the annotation of a GenBank genome assembly